Plodia interpunctella (Indianmeal moth) is the source of this 591-nucleotide messenger RNA. RefSeq lists its product as uncharacterized. The record is from RefSeq and is a predicted model, not a curated record. NCBI's taxonomy places the organism in Eukaryota, Metazoa, Arthropoda, Insecta, Lepidoptera, Pyralidae. The transcript has a single exon. Bases 1 to 591 code for a protein of 196 amino acids.
AUGUAUUAUGCCUACCCUGUUCCUGCCGGCGGAGACACCAUCAAUAUCGGUUAUUCUACUGCAGGGUCAUCAAGUACCACAGGUGCCCCAACUAAUGGUGUCGCUGCGUCUGCUAGCUCCGGUGGCUACAAUUAUGGAACUCAAACUUCAGCUACAUCUACUUUAGGCGGUUCUAGUUCAGGUUCUGAUGCUGGAUACAAUUAUAAUACCCCAACAACAAUGUCAACACCCGGAACAACGGCAGGUUCUGUAUUGCAAACCGUCUCAACAAAUGCUCCCAAAUAUCUGCCACCUUUAUCGGAAGGUGGAGCUGGUGCAAGCGCUAGUACAAGUGGAGGUGUGGAUCUCAACGUCCCAACAGGGGGAUCUACAACUACUUCAAUAUCUACAACUACACAGAUAAGCUCUAGCGGAGUAGCUUUGCCCAACUCUGAUUAUUUGCCACCUUUUCCUAAUCAACCGCCCUCACCAGGAUCAUCGCCGUCGCCAGGCACACCACCAACACCAACUGCCGGGUAUUUACCGCCAUCGGGAUCGUCUCCUGUAUCUGUACCCACUCCAGCUGCCACAUAUUUGCCUCCUGUUUUGUGA